AUGCCGACCUUGGAUUUGAGUAAUUUCAACAUUGUAUGCGCCACGCUGGGCGGCUUCAUCACUCUUUUCGGUCUGGUAUCCUACCUGUUGAAGGAGAAGUUCUAUCUUUCCGAGGCGCUCUUAUCAACCUUGUUCGGUGUCGUCUUCAGUCCCCAUGCCACCAAUUGGAUAAGGCCCCUCGAAUAUGCCAACCUCAAUGAGAUCGACCUCGAGACAAUCACUCUCUACUUUUCCAGACUGGUCUUGGGAGUGCAGCUGGUCUUGGCCGGUGUCCAGCUGCCUAGCAAGUACCUCUGGAAAGAAAAGAAGAGUUUGGCCAUCCUGCUUGGACCGGGCAUGUGCAUCAUGUGGGUCAUGACCUCGCUACUCGUCUGGGCCAUGGUUCCGGGUAUUGGCAUUGUAAUGGCCAUAAGCGUGGGAGCAUGUGUCACGCCCACCGAUCCUGUGCUGUCCAACAGUAUCGUCAAAGGAAAGUUUGCGGACAAGAAUAUCCCCGGGCCCCUACAGAAGAUUAUUAUCGCCGAGUCUGGAGCAAAUGACGGUCUUGGAUAUCCGUUCCUGUUUCUUGGAUUGUACCUGCUCAAGUACGUGGAAUCAGGCGGUGCAGGCGCGCCAGGCGGUGCGGGAAAGGCAAUGGCGCUGUGGUUCUACGACACUUGGGCAUAUGUCAUCCUUUUGUCCAUUGCCUACGGUGCACUUGUUGGGUGGCUUGCGAAGGAGCUUCUUCACUGGGCAGAAGAGCGCCAUUAUGUUGACAGGGAAUCUUUCCUCGUUUUUGCAAUCACGCUCGCGGUAAGCCUGUACACAUCCUCCUCCAGAGUUCGAACUGAUGAUCUUGCAGCUUUUUAUUGUUGGCACGGUCGGAUUGAUUGGCUCGGACGAUGUUCUGGCUUGUUUUAUCGCGGGUAACGCUUUCACUUGGGACGACUGGUUCCGUUUGGAGACAAAAGACGACAGUUUGCAGCCCACAAUAGAUAUGCUGCUGAACGUUGCCAUCUUCAUGUGGUUCGGUAUGUGCCUCCUCUACGCAAAGUAUAGGAGCUUCUGCUGACGCGCUGCAGGGACUGUCUGCCCUUGGCACAGCUUCGUGGACAACGAUGUGAUUCCCAUCUAUCGCCUCAUUCCUUUGGGUAUACUAGUACUUCUUCUGCGGCGCUUGCCCAUGGUCCUCUCGUUCCACAAGGCUAUCCACCAAGUCGAAGAUUUGCGCCAUGCCGGCUUCGUCGGAUUCUUUGGCCCUAUUGGAGUCAGUGCCGUCUUCUAUCUUUACAUCGCAAGACAAUUCCUUCGAGAGAUUGAGGUCGAUGGAGAGAUUCGCCCCGAUGCCAAUCACCUGAGCGAGGUCAUCAACGUCGUGGUGUGGUUCCUCAUCGUGUGCUCCAUCGUUGUCCACGGAUUGAGCAUUCCGCUAGGCAAACUCGGACUUUACUUGCCUCGCACAAUUAGCACCGCCAUCUCCUCAGAGAGAGUGUCGCGUAAUUCCAGUCCCAGCCGUUCUCGAUCGACUGGUCCCAAUCCUGACAGCGACGAGCAUGUGAUACACUGGCCUAUGGAGCAAGAGGAGCGCUCGCUUAAUCGCGAAUUUCGCCGACGCCGCCCGACCACGAGUGAGCGCGGACCCGCUACUGCGAGUGCUGGAGGACUGAGUGGCGCAGCCUCUGUCGCGAAGAGAAUCGUCCAGCACAUCUCCGACCAUACGAAGAGAAAACAGGGCACUACGGUACACGGUGAAGAUCAAGUCAAAGUCAGCGAGAGCGACGAAUCUCCCGGUGCUCUCGGACAGGGCUCUCAUCCAGAGAUCUCCGCGCCUCGUGAUGGAAGGAUUCUCGGACAGUCGAUCAUCAAGACUCAGCCACCAGCUGAUGAGGUGGACAAGCGCCUCAAUGCCGGGACCGACACACCCGAAGGUGAAGGGACCAGGACUCCAGGGGCCAGAUCUGCCGCACCGUCUGGAGCUGCAACAUCUGUUGGCAAUCUCCACCGCAGCAUUCGGUUCCCUGACGAGCCUGCUACCCCAAGAACUCAGACGCAGGCCAGAGACGGUGAUUAA
Messenger RNA from Lecanosticta acicola, 2050 nucleotides. Lineage: Eukaryota; Fungi; Ascomycota; Dothideomycetes; Mycosphaerellales; Mycosphaerellaceae. The record is from the annotation of a GenBank genome assembly.